GAGGGGAGAUGUUUAUGGAGCGGAGCGCUCUGGGCGAGAGAACUUGAACGUGUCAGUCACGUGACCCCGGGCAGCAUCCGGAAGUGGUCCACCGCUGGUGAAGGAAGAUGGCGGCGUAUCAACAGCUGCACGACCGCUACAAAUUCUUAAACAUGACAUUGAGAUUGAUUUCUCUGUAGUGCAGCAGUGCAGGGUAAUGGACAAGGAUAGAUUCGCAUCUGCUCCCAGCUCUUGGCUGGAGAUGAAUAACUUCAUAGGUGACCUUAUGGCUUUCAGUGCAUCUGGCUCUGGUCAGCUACUGAAAUGCACUAACAAUCAGUCGCUCCGUACUGCCUGGGAAAGUGUGGGGCCGGAGACAUCAGCACCCAAAUCCUGUUAUCCUGCUCAGAGUGACCCACACAACCAGAACCAGCGGAAAAACAUGGCAGGCAUCAGUUCGCAUUCAGGAGAAAGGAUUGAGGAGUCUGCAAAUUGUGAUGAGCAACAAUUACGGCCAUAUGCUUGCAGAUGCCCAGGCUGUCCUCUGUCCUCAGCGUCCACCCCUGCAUCCACUACACAUCCACUCUGCCUGAAACCCAGAGACAAUUCGUCCUCUCAGGCUGAAACAUCAAAAGGGUCCACAUCACAGUCCAAAGAGCCGAGCACAGUCCAACUUGGCCUGGGUUCCUGUCUCAGCCUGGCUCUUUCUCUGGAAGAAAGAAACAGCGAUUCGACCAGCUUGUCCAACCCCGAACACCAGGACAAAGGCACAAACACACACAGUCCAACCGUUGCUUCAAACUCCAACCCCCAGUUCUGCCCACCACCUCUCCAGACCUUUCCCUGCUUCUGCUGCCAUCCAUGCCCUCAUCUCCUGCAUCCCCAGCAGGCAUCCGAGACCCACUUUGCCCACACUCACUCUCACCACCACUACCACCACCAUCAUCACCACUGCCCACUCACUGCCUGCCUGUUGUGCCAGCGUUCCUUUAACUGUGCACAGCAGGAGGGCCACACCCAGCGCAAGCACCCAUGCAUGCACUGCUCUGCGUUGUUCAUGCGGCCCUCGCAGCUGCUUCAGCAUCAGCGCACCCAGCACUCAUCCAAAGCUGGUGGCUUCUUGUGCCCAGAGUGCGGCCGUGUCUUCAACUCGCAUAGUAACCUCCGUGUACACCUUAAUGUGCACACAGGAGCGCGGCCCUACACAUGCUCUGACUGUGGCAAGAGCUUCAGCCAGUCAGGUGCACUCAAGAUCCAUCGGCGUGUCCACACUGGCGAGCGGCCGUACACGUGCACGUUUUGUGGCCGGGGCUUCCCCCACCUGGCUGGUGUCAGGGCGCACCAGCGCAUACACACUGGUGAGAAGCCAUACCAGUGUGUGCAGUGCGGCAAGGGCUUUACACAGUCAGGCGCCCUCAAGGUCCACAUGCGUGUCCACACAGGCGAGAGGCCCUUUAUUUGUAGCCUCUGCGGCAAGGGCUUCUCAAACCGCUCUGGUGUCCGCUUUCAUCAACGUACUGCGCAUGGCAUUAUCACUGAGCCCAAUUCUGUAGGACGGCCAAGCCUGGCCAGCAGUACCUCAGAAGUCCAGCAGAAGCAGGCUGAUCAGGCAGCAUCUGCUCAGCCCAUGGAGCACAGGUCUCUUCCAAGCAGAAAAAACUCAGAGGGAGAUGCAGUGAGAAGAUCCCUUCCUUACGAGUGUGAGGACUGUGGUAUGCGCUUUCAUGAUGCUCUCUCCAGAAACAGGCAUCAGGCACUACAGCACUAUUCCACUGAAGAGGAAGAUCAGAAUGAGAGAAAUGGUACAGAACAAGGAGAACAUGUAGCAAAAAAGACGUUGGUCUAAUUACAUACAGUAUGUGAAUACCAUACUGUAAAAUAAGUUGGAAAAACAGACUAGUGUCUAGGUCAAGAUACCAGGUGCCAGAAUAGGUCAAUGCUAAAACCCUUUGUCUAAUCAUUGCAAAAAAAAAAAACAAAAAAAAAAACCUUUUGUGUGCUUCUGUAUGUGGCCUUAAAUUAAUAAAACUGGUUUUUAGUACUUUGAACUAAAAAUGGAUGACAAAUAUCAUACUAAGGAAGGAUUUAUAUUACGGGUACUGUUUGUGAGUAGUUUCAAAUGUUCUCCCAUGCUUCCGUUCUCCAAAACUGUACUAACAGUGUUCAUAGGUCAUGUGCAGAAAGGCUUUAUUUGGCCUGUGUGAGAAUCUGCAUCAGUGCAGGCAGUAGAGAUUUAAAAAAAAAACAAAAAAAAAAAAACAGGAAAUCAGAGGAUAAUUCAGAAUUAUUAAAUAAGAAAGGGCUUAACAAAAACAGUCAAAUGGGACAUGCUGUGUGACAGAGGCCCCCUUCUUAACAUAUAUCUCCUGAAGCUUAAAAAACAAACAACAGAAGAGGUAGGUCCCAGAGCAUUAGCUAGUGGGAAUAGUGCUAGAAUGCUGGGUAUUGUGAAAGGUCAAAGGGAUGCGGUACAAGGAAGUGGGAAACCUCCAACCAGUGAUGGAGUAAAUGUCCAGAAAAAAAGACAGACAUGGGGAAGACGGUCCCCAAGAAUGCUCGCAGCAGAGAAGGCAGAGAAGGAAAUGCAGCUGGGACAUAGAGAAUGCGAGUGAGAAAAGUACACCUUUAAAUCUUCAUUGGCCAGAGUCUACUGUGGUUGGGACAAUGUGAGUGGGAACUGAAACCAUGGCAGGACCUGGAACAGAGUGAAGUAGAUCAAAUUAAGCCAAUGAAAGUGCUAGAGCCUUAUCCAGUGCUGGGUGUCACUCUGGAUGGAUUCAGGACUUGCUGAUGUUUGAAAUAGGGAUGUCCCAACACAGGGAGGUGGAGGAGGUUAAACAAGUAUGGUAGGGCUGAUGGGAGGUGUGGCUGAGUUUGGUGAUGAAUAGAAACCAAUAAUUAAAACUAAGCAUGUGACUGGGGAGCACUGCUAAACCAAAAUCAGAUGGCACUGGGGCAGUGACCAGCCAUACUGAGGAAACCAAAUGAGGGCAUGGAGUUCAGAGCAUGUAAGGCUAAGACUGCAUCUGAGUCUGGACAUGCUGGGAGAGCAGGGCCACAGUGAGCAGAGAAAUACAUCAGGAAUACAAUCUAGAAACACAGCAAGUUUUAACUAUAUUGUAUUAAAAUGUACAUUUUAAGUAAAUUUUUAAACUAUAACUAUUAGCUAUUUUGUAUAGUUUACUGCUUUAACGUGGAGCACUUAAGACUUUACAUGUGACUAUGCAUGUGCGUACCUUUUGUACAUUAAAAGCGACAUCCACUGAAUGGCAUGACAGCAAUUUCAUACUAUUAUGGGACACACAUUUGUCUCUGUGAAACAGUAUGCAACACACGGACAAGCUUGCUGUCAUUGUGAUUGUUGUCAUGAGCUGUGUCUCAAAUUGAAAACCAUGACCAUAUGUUUAAAGGUUUUUACUAAAUUUUUAAUAUCCAAAAGAUUGGUAUACAAAACAGGCUUUUCAGUAGGCUAAAAGAGAGUAUUUUUUUAUUCAAACUCUAAAUGUAAUAAAGAAAUCCUUUGGUUUUAAUGCUGAAAAAUGUACUGUCUAGAGUAUGUGGUUUGAGACACAGCUCUAGUCUGUUCAAUCUGUUGCGAAUAUCACAUAAUAUGACACAAUACUGCCUAUACUAUUGGUAUGUGUGGUAUACAUUAGUAUGUGUUAAAUUUAUUUGGUUGUGUACAAUUAAAGCACCAAAUGAAUUCAG
Pangasianodon hypophthalmus (striped catfish) is the source of this 3687-nucleotide messenger RNA. RefSeq lists its product as uncharacterized. Gene Ontology annotation, biological process: regulation of transcription by RNA polymerase II. Gene Ontology annotation, molecular function: DNA-binding transcription factor activity, RNA polymerase II-specific; RNA polymerase II transcription regulatory region sequence-specific DNA binding. Lineage: Eukaryota; Metazoa; Chordata; Actinopteri; Siluriformes; Pangasiidae. Bases 197 to 1825 code for a protein of 542 amino acids. The record is from RefSeq and is a predicted model, not a curated record. Gene Ontology annotation, cellular component: nucleus. The transcript is spliced from 3 exons.